AUCGAAAAGAAAAUUAUUUUCGCAAUUUAAGGAUGUCAUUUAUACAAAGAAUUUCCGGAGCCAUUGCAGUUCUUCGCGGGAUACCGCAAGAAUCAAGAGAAGAACAGAGAACGGCGAUCGAAAUGAGAACGUUAGAAGAUAAACUGGACGGCAUAGAAAACCUACAGGAUAAGCAGCUAUUUGUGAAGAGACUAAAAAUGGGUAAAGAUAUUAUGCUGAGUUGGAUGAAAACAAAUUUAUUACUUGUUCUAACAAUUGCCAGUGUUCUGACCGGUUGCUUCUUUGGAUCCGUCGGACGUUUAAUGAAUUUUUCACCACAAACAAUACUACUUAUAAGCUUUCCCGGAGAAAUCCUUAUGCGCAUGUUGAAGAUGUUUAUAUUGCCACUUAUUAUUUCUUCAUUAGUUGCAGGGAUGGCUCAAUUAGAUGCUAAAAGCUCUGGAAAAAUAGGUAUUCGAGCUUUAACGUAUUAUAUGGUGACAACGAUUUUGGCUGCGAUAAUCGGUAUAAUGGUAGUUCUCACUAUCCACCCAGGCGAUCCAAAGAUUAAGAAUAUCGUAUCUGAUUUGGAAAGCAAUGACGCAAACGUUUCCACUCUAGAUGCUAUUCUCGAUAUAAUUAGAAACAUGGUGCCGGAGAACCUCGUGCAAGCGUCCUUUCAACAGGUUCAAACGCAGUUUGUGAAGAAAAAAGUCGUCAUUCUUGGUGAAGGGCGAACUCGAACAGGUCAUAUGAUGGAACCGACGCUUGUUUAUAAAGAUGGCACAAACGUCAUGGGAAUGAUCGUAUUUUGUAUAACAUUUGGAUUAAUUGCUGGACAUAUUGGCCCACGUGGCAAAUUGAUGAUCGACUUUUUCGUUAUUCUUAAUGAGAUCAUCAUGAAACUUGUCAGCCUAAUCGUAAUGUGGUACUCUCCUAUUGGAAUAAUGUGUCUCAUCGCCGGAAAAAUUAUGUCCAUUGCUAACUUGAUCGCAACAGCUCAAAUGCUGGGCCUUUAUAUGAUCACAGUUGUUCUUGGUCUAUUAAUACAUGGGAUUAUUACUUUACCUUUAAUUUUUUGGAUCGUAACUCGACAGAAUCCUGCAGUUUUUUUUAAAGGUAUCAUGCAAGCUUGGCUUACCGCCAUGGGCACCGCAUCAAGUGCAGUGACUCUGCCAAUAACAUUUCGAUGCUUAGAAGAAAAUAAUAAAAUUGAUCCGAGAAUAACGAGAUUUGUUGUCUCUGUUGGCGCUACCGUGAAUAUGGAUGGAACAGCUCUUUACGAAGCGGUAGCCGCAAUUUUUAUAGCUCAAUUAAAUGGAAUCAGUUUGGGAAUUGGCGAAGUUAUCACUGUCAGUUUGACUGCAACUAUAGCCAGCAUAGGAGCAGCAAGUAUUCCCAGUGCUGCACUAAUAACUAUGUUGCUCGUUUUGACUGCUCUAGGCCUACCGACUAGUGAUGUAUCAUUACUUUUUGCAGUUGACUGGUUCCUUGAUCGAAUUAGGACAUCUAUUAACGUUCUGGGAGAUGGUUUUGGUGCUGGUAUUGUGUACCACCUCAGUAAAGAUGAAUUAAAUAAAAUUGAUGACCAUAAACAAAUGGAUGGCUUAGAAAUUGUGAAAGUACCCGAACACAGUUAUGAAAAUAUUAAUAUAGAUAACAAAGAAAACAUUAUAGAAUUGGAUUCUGAAAUAAAGAUUUAAUUAAAUAGAUCUAAUAUGUAGAAUUGUAAAACA
Messenger RNA from Ceratosolen solmsi marchali, 1715 nucleotides. It is a transcript of the gene Eaat-2, whose product is annotated as excitatory amino acid transporter 2. The record is from RefSeq and is a predicted model, not a curated record. The transcript is spliced from 9 exons. Gene Ontology annotation, cellular component: plasma membrane. Gene Ontology annotation, molecular function: glutamate:sodium symporter activity; neutral L-amino acid transmembrane transporter activity; L-glutamate transmembrane transporter activity. The coding region runs from base 33 to 1682 and encodes 549 amino acids. NCBI's taxonomy places the organism in Eukaryota, Metazoa, Arthropoda, Insecta, Hymenoptera, Agaonidae. Gene Ontology annotation, biological process: L-glutamate transmembrane transport.